Messenger RNA from Malus domestica (apple), 5627 nucleotides. The record is from RefSeq and is a predicted model, not a curated record. Lineage: Eukaryota; Viridiplantae; Streptophyta; Magnoliopsida; Rosales; Rosaceae.
GUUAAAUGACGUCCCUGCGCACCUUUGCAAAGUUGGAGUUGCUCGGAGUUGCUCUUACAGAGAGGAGGAGAGAUAGAGGGGGAGGGAGAGAGAGAGAGAGGGAUUCGGUGAAGGGAAGGCAUGCGGCUUGCAGAGAGGAGGGAGGGAGGAGAAGACGAAAAACAACUGCAGCAAGUUCAUGGACAGGGAGAGAGCGUGCUGCAGCCCGCUAGCAGUUUUCGUUUAGAUCCAGGUCACUUCUCUCUAUGGUGGUCCCUUAGAGUUUAUGUUUAUUGUGCAAAGCACAGAAGACCCUGCUUAUCGGGCUGUAUCUAUGCUACUAUCAGAGCUUAAGCAAAAAAACCUUGCGGCAAGCAAACAGGCACAACCAAUUCUGCCAGAAUUGCUGGAGAAUUCCACAACCAAGGUCAUUGAGUACGGCCGGAAGCAUGUCGAGGGUCGAGACGGCGAUAGCACCGACGUCGGCAAGAGCGGCGAUUAGGCUCUCAAGAAGUUUGACGGACUUCAUCAACAAGAUCAAAGCUGAUCAGAAUGUUCUCUUUGAUCUGUCUUGAAACGCUAAAGACAUUCUUGACGAUGAUGAUAAUGGAGUUCAGGAUUAUGAUUCACCCCGAACAACAAGGACGGAUAUGCUGUCUAUGCCAACAAGGGGGUAAGGUGAGAUAUAGUUUUCGUCAUGUCUUUAUGGUAGCUUGUCAUUUUCCAAGGACUUUUAAUUGCUGCUGCAUUGUUGAAUACCUUAAGAAUGAUCAGAACUUGGAUGUCGUCCUCGGAGAAGCCGUUGCGGUCGACGGGGCAUCAGUGCAUUCGUCUGACGUCGUUUAUGCAGCCUUUGAGCUCCGCCUUCGUUCCUUGGUAGUUGUAUCCUAUCCGCACUGCCUUUUUCACCAUUUCUGAACAUUUCCAAUCACUCUCACUCUGUUUUUUGUUUUUUGAUUUUUUUUUGUGAGAGAAGGAGAAUUGCAUUGUGAUGCUCUGUUUUUUAUUGCCUUAAAAUUAGAGUUUUAUUAUUUAUUUAUUUCGGAAUUACAAUAAUAUUUUAAUAUACAAAUCUUUUGUUUAAUUAAUAUACAAGUUGAAUAGUUUUUUUUAAUUCGAUUUUGGUAUGGGUUGGUGCCGACAAAGAAGAACAAGAUAAGGACUUGGAUGCACGUCCAGGCUUUUAAUUGCAUACCAAUUGCUGCAAGAUAUAUUUUGCCAUAUUGGCAAGAUAUUGUGUGAAUGACAAUCUGUCUUUUAAAAUUGGUUCAAGUUAAAUUUAGAGUUAUCUUGAAAAUAUUUGUAGUAUCUUAAGCAGUCUUGAAUAUACCCAUAACUUGGCUGUUUAAUUCCUGUUUGAACUGUCUUUGGCUGAACGCAGGUGCCACGACCGCCACUCAAAUACGUUUUUCAAUUUGUGUGGGAGGUAAUAUUUGGGCGUUUUGGCACCGGGUGUUUCCAGCAAUGGGGAUAAGAUACAGGAAAACUGGACGUUUUCAAUUUUUGGUCAUACUUAUCUACUAGAGGGAGACCAGACUCCUAUACAUGUGUUGCUCAUCGUGGAAGGAAAGACGGAUGAAAAAGCCGAGCUCUCUCUCAAGCAUGCAAGAAGGUCCGUCUCUCUCUCACCCUUCUCUCGCUCUCAAACCUCGACUUCUCUCAUUCAUUUUCUUGCUGAAAACGAUUGUUUCUUUGGUACUUUCACUCUAAAACUAUGAAACUUUUGUCCAAGAUUCCAAGAGUCCGACUGAAGGUAGAGAACCAAAAACCUUCAGUGGAUUUCUGGUCUACGCUACGCUAUCUCAAUCUCAAUAGUUACAGUCUGAAGGUAGAGAACCUUCAGUGGGUUUCUGACCGGUUGCAAGUUACAAACACGCUCCCUUCUCUGCCAGAGUUAAUUAUGUCUGAUUGUCAACUUGAUCCAAGUGGGGUCUUAAUAUAAAGCAGAAUGAAUAAAGGGGGGUUUUAAUAAAAUGGAAUGAUAAAGUGAAGUGAAUGCAUUUUGAUCUCAUGCAUGAUGAAAUCGUGCAUUUUCUCCACUAUGAAUUAAAUACUUGUUAUUGGAUUCAAAUUUCAGUUUGUUGUAUGCUAUUUCAUGAAUACAAGUUGUGGCGUCAACGCGGUUUAAUUAAUUAAUAGUCAAGCAAGUCUCAAAUGGUCUAAUAUUAUCUCCAAUUGGGUCAAACUUAUGCACUUAGUGGUGUUAGUCUACUGGAGGAUGGUCAUUCAUUAUAAUUGACUCGCUCUUUUUUUUUUCCUUUUCUGUAUUCCCACUUUUGUUAUCAAAUUAUUCCACAUGUAAAUAGUUUUGAAUUCAGAGUUUAGUCUUUCAAUUUCAAGCUGGCAUAUGAUCUUUGAAUAGUUCAAGCAUUUUUGUUAUCAUUCUAAUUUUCUGAAGGUAGAUAGAGAAAUUGCAUGUAAAUCGAACAAUGUUUCAUAAUCUUUUGCAUGUUGGUACUAUUGUUGAUCCAAAGCCACAAGAACUUUGUUGGUCUAAUCUUUUUUGCAUGUAAAUAGAAGUCUGAUCUUUUGUGUGUAUACAAGCAACAGUAUCAUUUAAACGCUUUAAAAACCCUCAGCGUCGUGUGGGCAAUUUUUGCUUGUUAUAAUCAAAUAUAUGAAAUUGAAAUGUUGUACGAGGUUACAAUUGGAGAGAUUUUUCAGUGUGAUUGGAAUACGGAAUUGUACACCACGUGUCACUAUACAAAUAGUAGAAUAUAUUUGUUAAAAAAUUAAUAAUUUAAAAAAUAAAAUUUUCACCACUUAUAUAAAAACAUGUGGUGUACCACUCGUAUUUCGAUCACAAUGAAAAAUUUGUCGUUACAAUUGUACCAAAAUUUAAAGAAGUAAAUUGUAAUUUACCCUUCUUACUUUCACUUGCACAUUUACUUGUUUGACGCCCGGCUUAGUUGGGAGUAUUAUAUCCCAGUAAAAAUAUCACAUCCAUAAAAAUAAAAAAUAAAAAUUUCAUCUAUAUUAAUACAAUGUAUUUGAAGGACCGACGAUUCCCAAUUCCAAGUGGGGUCUUAAAUUAAACUAGCUAGUCCUAAAUAGCCGCUUAGUUUAUUCCAUCUUAUCAUCUAUGAAACUUUUGUCCAAGAUUCGAAGAGUCCGUCCGACGACUGUUACUCUCAUUGAUGUGCACCGAUUUUGAAAAUGCGGUCUCAUGCCGUAGAGGAUGGUUUAGAAAAGGUUUCUAGCCAUUGCAACCAGUACUUUCAGUAUUGGUUUAUGCAAUGGAAAUCCAGGUUGGCCUCCACUUUGCAAAGAGAGCGAAAGACGAGCACUUCUGAUGUUCAAGCAAGAUCUCAAGGACCCUGCCAAUCAGCUUGCAUCGUGGGUUGCAGAAGAAGGUUCAGACUGUUGUAGUUGGACAAGAGUAGUCUGUGAUCACAUGACCGGCCACAUCCAGGAGCUGCACCUUAAUAAUACCAACCCUUAUUGGGAUUUCGACUCUUCCUUCGGUGGUAAGAUAAAUCCUUCUUUGCUCAGUUUAAAGCAUCUCAACUUCUUGGACUUGAGUAACAAUAAUUUCAGUGGAACACAAAUUCCUAGUUUCUUUGGUUCUAUGACAAGUUUAACACACCUUAAUCUUGCGUACUCAUUGUUUGAUGGAGUAAUUCCUCAUAAACUGGGAAAUCUCUCCAGUCUGCGCCAUCUCAAUCUCAGUUUAAACGAUCUGAAGGUUGAAAACCUUCAGUGGAUUUCUGGUCUUUCUCUGCUGAAACACUUAGACUUGAGUUAUGUAAAUCUUAGCAAAGCAUCUGACUGGUUGCAAGUUACAAACAUGCUCCCUUCUUUGGUAGAGUUAGACAUGUCCUAUUGUCAUCUUCAUCAAAUCCCCCCUCUACCCACCCCAAAUUUUACUUCCCUGGUCGUCCUUGAUCUUUCUAGAAACAUUUUUAAUUCUUUGAUGCCGAGGUGGGUUUUCAGUCUUAAAAAUCUAGUUUCUAUUCAUCUUAGUGCUUGUGGUUUCCAAGGUCCAAUUCCUAGCAUUUCACAGAAUAUCACAUCUUUGAGGGAAAUUGAUUUGUCAUCCAAUUAUAUUAGUCUUGAUCCGAUUCCCAAAUGGCUGUUUAACCAAAAAGAUCUUGCAUUGAGUCUAGAAUCCAAUGAACUUACAGGACAACUUCCAAGCAUCAUUCAGAAUAUGACUGGUCUUAAAGUUCUUGAUCUCGGAUGGAACGACUUCAAUUCUACCAUACCUGAAUGGUUGUAUAGCUUGAACAAUCUCGAGUCUUUACUUCUUUCUUACAAUGCCUUGCGUGGUGAAAUAUCGAGUUCCAUUGGAAACAUGACAUCUCUUGUCAAUCUUCACUUGGAUGGUAAUCAGUUGGAAGGGAAAAUCCCAAAUUCCUUGGGACAUCUUUGUAAGUUGAAAGUUCUUGAUCUGUCAGAGAACCAUUUCACGGUUCGAAGACCAUCCGAAAUCUUCGAAAGUUUGUCCAAAUGUGGUCCAGAUGGAAUAAAGUCAUUGUCAUUGAGGUAUACUAAUAUAUCAGGUCCCAUUCCAAUGUCACUAGGAAAUCUGUCAAGCUUAGAAAAAUUGUACAUAUCUGGAAAUCAUUUUAAUGGAACUUUCACAGAAGUUAUUGGUCAACUCAAAAUGCUAAUGGAUUUGGAAAUAUCUUAUAAUUCGUUAGAAGGUGCAGUGUCGGAAGUGUCUUUUAGCAACCUUACAAAGUUGAAGCAUUUCAUUGCAAAAGGAAACUCAUUUACUCUGAAAACCAGUCGAGAUUGGGUUCCUCCUUUUCAACUUGAAAUUUUGCAGCUGGAUUCCUGGCAUUUGGGGCCUGAAUGGCCAAUGUGGUUGCGGACACAAACGCAAUUAAAAGAACUAAGCUUGUCUGGUACAGGAAUUUCAAGUACUAUUCCUACUUGGUUUUGGAACUUAACUUUCCAUGUACAGUAUCUGAAUCUCUCUCGCAAUCAAUUGUAUGGGCAGAUUCAAAAUAUAGUUGCUGGUCCUCUUUCAACAGUUGAUCUUGGUUCUAACCAAUUCACUGGUGCAUUGCCUAUUGUUCCCACCUCAAUAAUGUGGCUAGAUCUUUCCAAUUCAUCAUUUUCUGGAUCUGUUUUCCAGUUCUUCUGUGAUAGGCCGGAUGAACCAAAGCAACUCUAUAUUCUUCGUCUCGGGAACAAUUUUCUCACUGGAAAAGUACCCGAUUGUUGGAUGAGUUGGCAAUACUUGGUAUUCCUAAAUUUAGAAAACAACAACCUAACUGGGAAUGUCCCAAUGUCCAUGGGAUACUUGCAACACUUGGCAUCGCUGCACUUGCGCAAUAAUCACCUGUACGGAGAAUUGCCACAUUCCCUGCAGAACUGUACCUCGUUGUCAGUUGUUGACCUUAGUGAAAAUGGGUUUUCCGGAAGCAUACCAAUAUGGAUAGGGGAAAGCCUUUCAGGGUUGAAUGUUCUUAACCUUCGUUCAAAUAAGUUUGAAGGAGAUAUUCCUCAUGAAGUUUGUUAUUUGAAAAGUCUCCAGAUAUUGGACCUUGCACAUAACAAACUCUCAGGAAUGAUACCAAGACGCUCCGAUUAGAAGAUGCGACUAUGGGACAGAGGUUCAGGGCCGAAGGGGUAGAGGAAGACCUAGGAAAACUUUGGAAGAGACUCUAAGAAAAGACUUAGAGUACUUGGAUCUAACG